GUUGUUAACAUUGAUACUUAAUAAAAAAUAUAAAAAAAUGGCAGAACAAGAUUCAUCACUUUUUAAUUCCGAAUUUGUUGAACAAGAAGAAAUUUAUGAAGAACAAAUUUUAAAUGAUAAUAAUGAAGUUGAAAGUUCUAUGGAUGAAGAUGAAGAUGAAAGAAAUGAUGAACAACAGAAUGAAAUUGAAAAUGAAAUGAUUGAAUUGAAAGAUGAUUCUAUACAAGGAUUUUUUGAUCAUAAAGAUUCUGUUUAUACUAUUGAUAUAAAUCCAAUUAAUGAAAAUCUUAUUGUAUCUGGUGGUGGAGAUGAUAAAAGUUUUUUAUGGAAUAGUGAUACUGGAGAAAAAUUAUUUGAAUUAUUAGGUCAUACUGAUUCAGUUACAAGUGCAUUAUUUAGUAAAGAUGGUCAAUAUGUAGCAAGUGGUGGUAUGGAUGGUAAAGUUAAAGUAUGGAAAGUUGAAAAUAGAGAAUUUAUCUUAUCAUUAGAAGGUCCUGAUGAAAUUGUGUGGUUAGAUUGGCAUCCAAAGGGAAAUAUAUUAUUAGCAGGAGCAAAUGAUUCUACAAUAUGGAUGUGGCAAGUACCUUCUGGUAAUUGUAUGAAUGUAUUUUCGGGACAUUCAUCAUCAGUCACAACAGGACAGUUUACACCUGAUGGUAAAAAAAUUGUGUCUGGUUCGGAAGAUAAUUCAUUAAUAGUUUGGGAUCCGAAAUCUGCCAAUUCAAUCUAUAAAAUAUCAGGCGAAGACGCAAGAUUUCAUAAAGAAGGUAUAACUUGCUUAGCAGUAAAUAAAGAAAGUACAUUAGUAUUAUCUGGAUCUUCUGAUGCUUCUGCUAGACUUGUCAAUUUAACAAAUGGAAAUAUUCUCGGAUCAUUUGAAGAUCAUACUGAAUCUGUUGAAACAGCUGGGUUCUCAAAUAUUUUACCAUUAGCAGCAACGGGUUCUUUAGAUGGUAAAUUAAAUAUUUGGGAUGUUACAACAAUGCGAUUACGUCAAACAUGUAAUCAUGAUGAUGCUAUAAUACAACUUCAAUGGCAUCAUGAUUCUCCUUUAUUAACCACCUGUUCUGCUGAUAGAACUGUACGUGUAUGGGAUGGUAGAACCGGUAAUUGUGAAAAAACUUUCUAUGGUCAUCAAGAUACUAUUCUUGGAUUUGCUAUUUCAAAGGAUGGUAAAAAAAUUGUCACUGCUGGUGAUGAUCAUGUUUGUCUUGUAUUCAAAUAUUAAAUUUAGUUAUUAUGUUAUUUAGAUUUUACUUAUUUAAAUUUCGUAAUUAAUAAAAUAAAUCAAUCAAUAAUACUUUAAGAUAUAAAAAGUCCAAUCUACCAAAUAACCAAAAAAUUUAUUAAAAAACAUAAUCUAAAUAAAUUAAAUACAAAUGCUAUGAUAUAUAUAUAUAAUAAGAAAUGAAAAAUAUUUAUUAGGAAUUGUACUUCUGGCAAAAGAAAGCAAACAAAAAUAAAA
This is a messenger RNA of Rhizophagus irregularis DAOM 181602=DAOM 197198, 1465 nucleotides long. RefSeq lists its product as uncharacterized. NCBI's taxonomy places the organism in Eukaryota, Fungi, Glomeromycota, Glomeromycetes, Glomerales, Glomeraceae. The record is from RefSeq and is a predicted model, not a curated record. Gene Ontology annotation, molecular function: protein binding.